UCUGCGUCGGCAGCGCCGUGGUGCAGGCGCGCGAGGGCCGCGGCCGGGGAUGAGCUGACUGCGGCGAGAGCGUCGCCCCAGAGCCCCCGCGAGGCCGCCCGUCGCCGUCUCCCCGCCGACUUGCCAGCCGCGAUCAUGUCUAUCCACAUCGUGGCGCUUGGGAAUGAGGGCGACACGUUCCACCAGGACAACCGGCCGUCGGGGCUCAUCCGCACCUACCUAGGGAGAAGCCCGCUGGUGUCAGGGGACGAGAGUAGCUUGUUGCUGAACGCGGCCAGCACGGUCGCGCGCCCGGUGUUCACCGAGUACCAGGCCAGUGCGUUCGGGAACGUCAAGCUGGUGGUGCACGACUGUCCCGUCUGGGACAUUUUUGACAGUGACUGGUAUACCUCCCGAAACCUAAUUGGGGGUGCCGACAUCAUUGUGAUCAAAUACAGUGUAAAUGACAAGUUUUCAUUCCACGAAGUAAAGGAUAAUUAUAUUCCAGUGAUUAAGAGAGCAUCAAACUCAGUUCCAGUAAUCAUCGCUGCUGUUGGUACCAGACAAAAUGAAGAAUUACCUUGCACAUGCCCCCUGUGUACCUCAGACCGGGGGAGCUGUGUCACCACCACCGAAGGGAUCCAGCUUGCCAAGGAGCUAGGAGCUACAUACCUGGAGCUGCACAGCCUCGAUGACUUCUACAUUGGAAAGUAUUUUGGGGGAGUGUUGGAGUAUUUUAUGAUUCAAGCCUUAAAUCAGAAGACAAGUGACAAAAUGAAGAAAAGGAAAAUGACCAACUCCUUUCACGGAAUCAGGCCGCCUCAGCUGGAACAGCCAGAAAAGAUGCCCGUCUUGAAGGCUGAAGCAUCGCACUACCACUCCGACUUGAACAACCUCCUCUUCUGCUGCCAGUGUGUGGAUGUGGUGUUCUACCACCCAGAGGUGACAGGCGUCGUGGAGGCUCACAAGAUCGUUCUCUGUGCCGUAAGCCACGUUUUCAUGCUGCUUUUCAAUGUGAAGAGCCCUACCGACAUUCAGGAUUCCAGUAUCAUCCGAACCACCCAGGAUCUCUUUGCCAUAAACAGAGAUGCUGUGUUUCCCGGUGCUAGCCAGGAAUCUCCCAGCAACCCACCGCUGCGUGUCAUCGUUAAAGAUGCUCUCUUCUGCUCCUGUUUAUCAGACAUUCUGCGCUUCAUUUACUCAGGUGCUUUUCAGUGGGACGAGCUGGAAGAAGAUGUCAGGAGGAAGUUGAAGGAUUCAGGGGACGUUUCCGAUGUAAUCGAGAAAGUUAAAUGCAUUUUGAAGACACCAGGAAAGAUUAACUGCCUGAGGAAUUGCAAGACCUACCAAGCCAGAAAGCCUCUGUGGUUUUAUAAUACGUCUCUCAAGUUUUUCCUUAAUAAACCGAUGCUUGCUGACGUUGUCUUUGAAAUACAAGGAACAACUGUGCCAGCCCACAGGGCCAUCUUGGUGGCACGGUGUGAAGUGAUGGCAGCCAUGUUCAAUGGCAAUUAUAUGGAAGCCAAGAGUGUCCUGAUUCCAGUUUAUGGCGUCUCCAAAGAGACUUUCCUGUCAUUUUUAGAAUACUUAUACACAGACUCUUGUUGCCCAGCUGGCAUUUUCCAGGCCAUGUGUCUCCUGAUCUGUGCUGAGAUGUACCAAGUCUCCAGACUACAGCACAUCUGUGAACUGUUCAUCAUCACACAGCUGCAGAGCAUGCCCAGCAGGGAGCUGGCCUCAAUGAACCUCGACAUUGUAGACCUGCUCAAGAAGGCGAAGUUUCACCACUCCGACUGCCUUUCCACCUGGCUGCUUCAUUUCAUUGCCACCAACUACCUCAUAUUUAGCCAAAAGCCCGAAUUUCAAGACCUUUCAGUGGAAGAACGAGGUUUUGUGGAAAAGCACAGGUGGCCAUCAAACAUGUACUUGAAGCAGCUGGCGGAGUACAGGAAGUACAUCCACUCCCGGAAGUGUCGCUGUUUAGUCAUGUGACCUGAGCAUUUGGAUACAUACACUUUUUUAUUAUGAUGAAGAAUAGGUACCUCUGGGUUCUAGUAAAAAUUCUUAUGACUAAAAUCAAUGUGAGUGUUUUAAAAAUCACCAUAGAGCUUGUUACUUGUUAUCUUUGAAAGACUAUGGUGGUCUUGUCUUAAAAGGGAACAAAGUCAGCUGCGAACGUAAUGCUUCUCCUAGAAUAUAAAACUGUUGGAUAGUGGGUUCUCCUUUAAGUUGCCCUGUUGCUUUAAUGACAUCAAGACCUCUUCUAGUUAAGAGAGGUUUAAUU
Molecule: messenger RNA, 2263 nt
Organism: Acomys russatus (golden spiny mouse)
Lineage: Eukaryota; Metazoa; Chordata; Mammalia; Rodentia; Muridae
Gene: Rhobtb3
Product: Rho related BTB domain containing 3
Exons: 12
Coding region: 136-1971 (611 amino acids)
Biological process (GO): proteasome-mediated ubiquitin-dependent protein catabolic process; regulation of proteolysis
Cellular component (GO): cytoplasm
Molecular function (GO): GTP binding; GTPase activity; ubiquitin protein ligase binding
Source: RefSeq, a predicted model, not a curated record